AUGGUGCCCAAUGAUUCUCCAAGUUCAGUUAAUCUUAAAUAUGGCGGUGAUUUUUUGCUUGGCAUACAUUUCAUAAGAUGUAUUGAAAGAUAUUUCAAAAAAGUUAGGCAAAAGGAUUCUGCUCCUAUAUUGAUUAAUGAUAAUCAAUUGGUUUCUCAACCUGAAUCACGAUCUGAUAGUCAAGAGGAACCCGAAACAGAAACAGAAUCAAAAUCAAGAUAUGUAUCUGUUAACCGUGUACGGAUAGACUUGUCAUAUCUCCCGUCUGAUCCUGGUUUACAACCGAAAAUUUCAGAUUAUGAUCCGAAUGAUCAAGAUGUUGUUCGAAGAGCUUAUCUACUAAAAGUUCUUGAUGAGGUUCUGGUAGAUGCAAAUGGUUCUAAAGAAAAAGGUGAUGCAUUGAUUUUAUUAGAUAGUAUGCGUUCUUUCGAGUUUGCUUUUAACUUGCAUCUAAUGAAGGAUAUAUUAAAGAUCAGUAAUGAUCUUUCAAAAGCAUUACAACGCAAAGAUCAAGAUAUUGUAAACGCUACGACCUUAGUCAAGCUAUCUAAACAGCGCUUACAAAAAUUUAGAGAUUCUGGGUGGCCAUCAUUUCUUGAAGAAGUUAAUUCAUUUUUCCACAAGCACGGUAUAUCAGUUAUUCAGAUGGAUGACGAUUAUGUACCUCCAGGAAGAUCACGGCGAUAUGGGCAGUUGGUUCGUCUUGCUGAGUUUUAUCCAGAUGACUUCUCAGAACAGGAACGCAUAGACCUUGAAAAUCAUCUCGGGGUUUAUGAAAUGGAUAUGAAAUCCAAUGAUGCAUUUAAGGAAUUGAAUGGGAUUAGCAGUUUAGCCAAGAAAAUGGUUGAGACGGGAAAGGAUGUUGUUUAUAAUUUGGUGUACAAGUUUAUAAAGUUAUCAUUAAUCUCGCCGGUUGCUACUGCUACAGUGGAAAGAGUCUUUUCUGCUAUGAAUAUAGUAAAGUCUCGUCUACGAAAUCAAAUGGGCGAUGAAUGGUUAAAUGAUUGCUUAAUCACUUAUAUUGAGAAAGCUAUUUUUAACACCGUCGGUGAUGAGGUAAUUAUGAAACGCUUUCAGAAAAUGAAAAACAGGAAAGGACAAUCAUGA
Papaver somniferum (opium poppy) is the source of this 1107-nucleotide messenger RNA. RefSeq lists its product as uncharacterized. Gene Ontology annotation, molecular function: protein dimerization activity. NCBI's taxonomy places the organism in Eukaryota, Viridiplantae, Streptophyta, Magnoliopsida, Ranunculales, Papaveraceae. The record is from RefSeq and is a predicted model, not a curated record. The coding region runs from base 1 to 1107 and encodes 368 amino acids. The transcript has 4 exons.